Molecule: messenger RNA, 2214 nt
Organism: Vespa mandarinia (Asian giant hornet)
Lineage: Eukaryota; Metazoa; Arthropoda; Insecta; Hymenoptera; Vespidae
Product: RNA polymerase II degradation factor 1-like
Source: RefSeq, a predicted model, not a curated record
AUGAAAAAUAUGAUGAGUACGACGAAUGGGAUAAGCGGGCAUGGGAGGGAUACCCAUGCCACGGCGGUGUCAGGUGGUGGUAGGGCAGGCCACCCGCCGUCGUCAACCAACGACUGCCAGGAGUUUGGGGUAGGCAACCUGGCCCCAGCUCUGGAUAAUGCGUCAGGAAGUGCAUCGCAGGUAGGCGACCUGGCCUGCGGUGUGUCUAAUGCGUCAGGAAGAGCAGGUAGGGAUGAGGGCCACCUGGAGGAGUGGCAGAAGGCUGCUAGGGCGGCUGAAGGCAUGCGUUUUGCCGGACUCACCAUCAAACGGGAGACGCGGAAGGCGAAGCGUGCGAGGCCCGUAGUGUACUCGUCCGAGGAGGAUGAGUCGGUGUUAGACUGGCCCGUGCUGGGGGAAGGAGGACGAGCGGAGACCCCUGCCUUGUCUCAGGUGGAGACUGGUAGGGUGAUCGACACGCUGAAGGAGGCCUCCAUCGAUGCCGAAAGAGCCAGGCUGAGAUGCCGGAACCUCAAAGAAGACAUCUCGGGGGUAAUGAAGAGGACCCAUAGAAUAACUAUGGAGGGACUCAAGACCCUGAGAGUUAGGCUCCAAAACCGUGAAGAUGAUCCUCCGUCGGCGAAGGAAACAAUUGCGCAGCUGAAGGCUGAACUGAAAGCCAUGGAGCUGCGCAACAAGGAAGUGUCAGAGGAGAACACCCGCCUCAAAAGGGUAAUCAAGAGGAUGGAAACUCCCUUGGUUGCCAAAACGAAGGAUAGGACCCCGGACGCAAGGCAUUCAGACGGGUCGGUGAAGGCACUGGCGGAGGCUGUCCGCAGUGUGCAGCAACAGCUGCAGCAAGUACAGCAGCAACAACAGCAACAACUGCAGCAAGUACUGCAACAGCUACACCAACAGCCGCAGCGGCAACAGCAGCAGCGUCAGCCGCAGCGGCAACAGCAGCAGCGUCAGCCGCAGCGGCAACAGCAGCAGCGUCAGCCGCAGCCGCAGAGACAACAGCAGCAGCAGCAACAACAGCGGCAGCAGACGCUGAGUGGAGCAGCGACUGGGGCUGGUGGACCGCACAGGGGCCCCACACUCCGUGCUGAGUCCACUAGACCUCCUGCGAAGCAGGUAAGUGUAGGUAAGGCACUAACCCCGCAGGAUGAUUUUGUCCAGGUACUUGGCCGUAAGAGGAGGAGGGUCCGGAGGAGAAAAGCUAAUGUACUCUCCCUGGCUGCAUCAAGGGAUGUAGUCAACGACGCUCAACCCUUGCGGGUACAGGCGCCCUCCAAGAAGAAAAGGAAGGGGAGAAACCGUGCGCAACGACGGAGGAGGAAGUUGCAAAGGGAAAGAGAAGUCGCAGCAAUUUCCCUAUCCUGUACCGAGGAGACGACGUACAGGGAUGCACUUGUGCGGGCCACGGAAGGAAUCAACCUGAAGGACCUGGGAAUUGGCACCAUGUCCUGCAGGAGAGGACUUACAGGUGCCUUUAUAUGGCAGGUACGAGGCAAAGGGGCAAAUGCGAAGGCCGACCGGGUGGCGGAGGCCUUGAGGAAUGCUGUCCCAGGGGCAAAAAUCACCCGCCCCCUUCGUACGAGCACCAUGAGGCUGGUGGGAUUGGACGCGUACGCCAAUGGUACCGUCAUAAGGAACGCACUUUUGGAGAUGCGAUCUGGAACGGACCCCAACCUCAUUAAGGUCGGAGAGAUCAGGAUUGGCAGGGGCAGACUUGGUGAGGCCACUGUCACGGCUCCGAUGCCUGUUGUCAGAGCGGCCCUGGAAAGGGGCAGAAUAGACGUGGGACUCACAAAGGUGAGAGUGCACGAACUCAGGCAGCGGCCCCUCACAUACCACCGGUGCCUUGCGCGAGGACAUGUCGUGGCAACGUGCCCGGCCACAAAGUCUAGGACAGACUUGUGCUACAUCUGUGGGAAGCCGGGCCACGUGGCCAAAGCAUGCACGGACAAGGUGGCGUGCCCGGUUUGCACAGAUGCUGGCCGGAAACAGACUAACCACCGAGCCGGUUCCUGGGAGUGCCCGGUUGUGCUUCCCAAGAAAUGGGUGGACAAGGUGUUCGUGAGGGCACCAAAUGGUGGUCCGGAAACAAUGACAAACAGGAGAAGUGUAGUGACAGGGAAAGGGACCCAUAGAGGAAUGUCACAGGAUGACAUGGAGGUGGAACAAGGGGUACCGAGCACCUCAAUAGUGGUAGAAACAGCGGAGAGUCUAUAG